GUGACCAGCUGGUAUCGCGAACAGCUGUUUUUGUUUACGCGGUAUUAUUAUCCAACAAAUUUUCCGAUGUUUUGCGGCAAGAGUUUAGUUAAUAAUUUCUACAAAUAUAAAAGAAAAGUGUGGCAGAAUGUAAUCCCAAUUGCACAGCGCUGCAAGGGAACUUACCACCCUCCGAAAAUUCUUUUUUUCGGGACCGACAAUUUUUCCUUGCCCAGCUUACAGGCGUUACACAAAAACUGCGGUGACCGUUUGGGAGUUGUUACCUCCUUCAAAAGUCCCGCCAACUGUGUGAGGACCUACGCGGAAAAGGAGAAGCUUCCCCUGCAAAAGUGGCCCAUAGAUCCUUCUGUGUGUCCGCAAUUUGAUCUUGGUGUGGUGGUCUCCUUUGGCCACCUGAUUCCUGCUAAUAUCAUCAAUGGAUUUCCUCAUGGAAUGAUCAAUGUUCACGCUAGUCUAUUGCCCAAAUGGCGGGGAGCUGCUCCCAUCAUAUAUGCCAUCAUGAAGGGAGAUGCCAGCACUGGAGUUUCCAUCAUGAAAAUCGAACCUCACCGGUUCGAUAUCGGUGAUAUUUUAGCUCAGCGGGUAGUGGAUAUUAAGCCCGAUGUCUUCAUGCCGGAUCUGCAUGCAUCCUUGGCGACGCUAGGAGCAGAUUUACUUGUGGACACUGUUAACAAUCUAUCAUUAAGACUUAAGGAAGCCAAACCCCAAGAUAGUACAAGGGCCAGCUAUGCUCCCAAGAUCACCAGUAAAAUCACAGAAAUUAUCUGGUCCGAGCUUAGUGCCUUUGAAAUAUACACUCGUCACCGAGCUUUGUAUGGCUACAAAAACCUAACAACCAGCUUUUUAGGCAAACAAGUCCAACUGCUGGAGUUGCGAUUACCGGAGAAGGGAGUUCCAGUCCAAGAACCUGGUGUCAUCAGCUACCUGCGGAAGUCGAGAUCCCUCAUAAUCGGAUGUGCUCAGCAGAGCCAGUUGGAAGUGCUUCAGUUACGCGUGGAAGGUAGAAAACCUAUGAGUGCCCAGGACUUUAACAACGGCUUCCUGAAGCAGGCAAGGUCCUUAUCCUUCACCGAGAAUAAACUAGCAUCGAUUUGAUAACGAACGUGUGGAUUUAAUGCACAAUGGAUGCUUAGUAUCUAGGCCAAGUCGGAGGGCUUGACUUCCUUGGUUUCGGACAAUUGCUGCGUGGAUUUUUGGAGCAGAUUCUUGGUGAACCACAUGGGACGAGGCUUCUUCAUCUCCACGAUGCGCUUGUUUUUCAGAUCAUCUGUGGACUGUUCGGCCUUCUCGCCUUCAUAAAGAACAAUUACUUCCUUGUCCACGGGAUCUAGACCGAGUGUCUCCUGGAUUUUCGACUGCAUGAGCUCCGUCUCCUUCAGGACUUUUUGGUAGCAGAAGGCUGAAAGAGUAACAUUAACGGGGGCUACCUCUUGGUACUCUUUUAAGGCUACUCACGACAAAGAACUCCCAUCUCGUGGUCAUGGCCACAUUGCAGACAGGAGCGGAGGUUUCUCUUCUCCCUCAGAGGCUUCCAGUUGUAUUCCGGAUGUCCGAACUUCCGCUUCAGGCGUUUCUCCACGGACCUCCUGUGCUUCGGAACAGCCCACAGCAUUCCGUCGCCAAUAAGCUGCUUCAAACUGAAUUCCGUGGAGGAUUUUGGGCUGUGAUCAUGCUGAAAACCGGCCAACGCCAGAGCUGUGUAGAAAGUGGGUAAGUCAGGGUAACUUUUACUUGGGCUGGUGCUUCUCACCAGGCGGGUGUCCUCCAUGUGGCAGGAACAGGCUCUCUAGGUUCCUAAUAAAGUUUGUAAUUGAUAAAAACAAAUUUCUAGACAUCUUGUUACUUGCUCUUCUGAAAUUUACGUAAACGUGAUUAGAGAUGCGCAAGAGGAAACAGCUGUGCUAUCGAUAUGUUUAUAGAAAAACACCUUGUCACCUUACGUUGCCCACCUCUAGUGCUACGUUUUAGCCGGCUGCCUUGCGUCACCGCGCACGUUGCAACCCUAAACAGCUGUUCGCAGCAGCUGUUCUGCACUGUUACGUCAAAAUAAAGUAGUGAAAAGGUGCAAAUUGCGUGCGAGUUAAAUAAAAACUAUUUGCCAGGCCGGAAAACGCGUUUUCAUCGGGAUCUUCGAGCGUCCCAGUUGUUGCGGAACAUGAGGACACUGGCGGGACUGGAUGGUAGUGGCGGUAGUGGCCAUAGGACCUCUGUGAGCAACGCUUGAGUCCGAAUAUAUAUCCCUCCAAUAGUGUGACCCACAGGUAAACUGGGGUCAUCCAAACAGACCUCGACCCCCAGUGACUGCAAAACCGCGUGGCUGGCUUAGCCACCGAAAUCCCCGUUCAAGUUCAAGCCGAUCUUACCUUCGUGAGCGAUCGUUUCCACCACAGUCGGCCAGUGGGAUUCCCACCACACCUGACCGCGCGCACGCGCAUCGAUUCAAAAAUCCACAAAAAGCGAAAACACUUCGCUGGAGCUGCUGAAGCCAAACGCAAGCAAACCGCGCUUCGCCGUCGCCUCGAAAUCGCCAGUCCAUCGAUACCCCGAAAUCGCCACGCAAUCGCGCGUUUUUCAAAUCCUGCGAGCCUGCAAAAAACAUAAACAAAACCCACUAUAAUGCUGUUCACCUGUUGAAUUCUGUGCCUGUGUCUCGAUCAAGAAGCUGCAUCCUGCCCUUCCCAAAA
Molecule: messenger RNA, 2684 nt
Organism: Drosophila simulans
Lineage: Eukaryota; Metazoa; Arthropoda; Insecta; Diptera; Drosophilidae
Product: methionyl-tRNA formyltransferase, mitochondrial
Exons: 5
Coding region: 67-1095 (342 amino acids)
Biological process (GO): conversion of methionyl-tRNA to N-formyl-methionyl-tRNA; biosynthetic process
Cellular component (GO): mitochondrion
Molecular function (GO): methionyl-tRNA formyltransferase activity
Source: RefSeq, a predicted model, not a curated record